GCGGGAGCUCGGACCAGGCAAAUCUGGAGAUCGCGACUUUUGGAUUCGCGCCCUUUUAAUCUCCGGUCUCAUUUCUCAUCUGGACCUGAGCCUGAUUUUAUUGGUCUUGAAUCUCGUGAUCGAGGAACUCGUUUGUUUUGGCUCUAGUUCCUGCCAUGUUCCACGUUAAACUCAUAUAACCACCUAAAGAUCAGCGACACGCUGCGCCGUUCCCCCUCCUUACCCACGCUCCGCGCACAUUGGUGCCGAUACGUGUCGCACGACCUUAUCUCGAGACACGACUACUCAAAACUUUGAGAAAUAAGCGAAUAACCGUGACUUUGCUCCGGGACAGGCGCGAUGCAUAUCAUAAAGCCGGUUUGGCUCACCCAUGGAGGUGAACGUAAGGAUUUCGAGGUUUAUAGCUGCGAUGUCUCGCCAGAUGGGAAGCGACUGGUCACAGCUGCUGGAGAUGGAUACGUGCGAAUCUGGUCAACAGAUGCUAUUUACGGCACCGGAACCCCCGAACUUGAGGGCAAGCCAAAACAACUGGCGUCCAUGAGCAACCACUCGGGCACGAUUCAUACCGUCCGUUUUUCACCCAACGGGAAAUACCUGGCGUCAGGCGCAGAUGACAAGAUUGUCUGCGUGUACACCCUCGACGCUAACCCCCCAACACACUCGUCAACAUUUGGUAUGCUUUGGAUACACUUGGAUAUGAAGAGAUGGAGGCAGACACUAACAGCUAUGGGAAAACUCUUAGGCACCGAUGAAGCACCCCCCGUUGAAAACUGGCGCACGAUUCGGCGAUUGAUCGGUCAUGACAAUGAUGUCCAAGAUCUUGGAUGGUCCUUCGACUCAUCGAUACUGGUCUCCGUUGGGCUGGACUCAAAGGUCGUGGUGUGGUCUGGUCACUCAUUUGAAAAGCUGAAGACGAUAGCGAUCCACCAGAGUCACGUCAAAGGCAUCACUUUUGAUCCGGCAAACAAAUAUUUCGCAACUGCUAGCGAUGACCGGACUGUCCGCAUCUUCCGAUUUACCUCCCCUGCCCCCAAUUCUUCAGCUCAUGACCAUAUGAACAAUUUCGUCCUUGAGCAAACAAUCACAACCCCAUUCGCCAAUUCUCCUUUGACAGCUUACUUCCGUCGUUGCUCUUGGUCGCCUGAUGGGAUGCACAUUGCCGCCGCAAACGCUGUGAACGGUCCUGUGAGCUCUGUGGCCAUCAUCAACCGUGGAUCAUGGGAUGGUGACAUCAAUCUGAUUGGACAUGAGGCACCUGUUGAGGUUUGUUCGUUCUCUCCGCGACUUUACGCAACCGAGCCGCCCAAUAAGAAGCAAGCCGAUGGGCAGCCUGUACCCCAACACCACAUUACCGUCAUUGCUUGUGCCGGUGGAGACAAAUCCCUCAGUAUCUGGAUUACGAGCAACGCACGUCCGAUUGUGGUUGCGCAGGAGAUGGCCGCUAAAGCCAUUUCAGACCUGGCAUGGACUCCUGAUGGAAAAUGUCUCUUUGCUACUGCUCUGGAUGGCACAAUUGUGGCAGUCAGGUUUGAAGAUGGCGAGCUGGGCUGGGCCACCGAAAUGGAAGAGAAUGAGAAAUCACUCACUAAGUUCGGAACUAAUCGUAAGGGUGCCGGUAUCACAGAAACCACCGACAGCUUGUUGCUGGAGGAGAAGAGCAAGGCUGGCGAGAUCAAGCACGUCGAAGGGAGAAUGGGUGCACUGAUGGGCGAUGGCGCUGAACCUACUACGAAUGGAGACAAAGCCCCACAGCCAUCAAAUGGGACCACACCUGCUCGGGGCCCUUCGCCAGCUCCCGAGGCUACGAAGACCCAGACGAAUGGAACCCCUUCGACACCUGCCACUACAGAAUCAGAGAAGCCUGACCCUUACAAAGCCAAGCUGGAAAGACUUAAGCAGCGUCCAACGUACACCAAAGAGGGCAAAAAGCGCAUCGCUCCAUUACUAGUCUCCGGAGCUGGGGCUGGCGAGUCAUCUCUCCCGCAAGCCCGUUUGAUGGCAUCAGUUAGCAAUCAGGUCAAGGCUGACGCCCCGACUACCAUUGUUGACCUGUCAAAACCCUUCGAUGGUCUACCCAAGGGUGGUCUGACUGCUCUUCUUCUUGGGAACAAGCGCAAGCUAGCCCAAAUAGAAGGCGACGAAGAUGGCAGUGUAGAAAAGCGCGUGACACUUGCCAGUCAAAACGAUGCGACUCCCAUCAUGGCCAACACUCCCGACGGCCUUCUACCGGCUCAAGUUCAAUCUGCCACUACCGGUCAACAGCCAACUCCAGAGUUCAUUCGCCCCGCGGUCAUAAAUCCUUGCAUGUCGGUCAGCCAACUUCGUCUGGCAGUACCCAAAAUUCGCAGCCAGAUUCUCCGCGCUCUAGAUUCGAGCGGGAAACCGACGGAACAACCUGGCCCUGGUACAGACUCGGGCUCUACCAAGAGUCGGGUGGACGUGGUUUUCGAAGCUCGGAACCCAUCACCAGCUAGUUUGACCGGUCGUGCCGUGGACCGCGAGCCAGUACGCCUGACAUUGUUCCGCGGGGAUCAGCCAUUGUGGCAGGAUUUCUUACCGCGGACUGUCCUUCUUGUGACUGGUAAUCAGAGCAUGUGGGCAGCUGGCUGUGAGGAUGGAUCAAUCUAUCUUUGGACACCGGCAGGUCGUCGUCUGGUAAGUGCGCUCGUUCUCGAGGCACAGCCUGUCAUCUUGGAGUGCAAUGGACACUGGAUCCUGUGCAUAUCCUCUGUGGGCAUGUGCUAUGUCUGGAAUGUGAAGCACAUGUCUUCUCCUCACCCACCAGUCUCCCUCCAGCCAGUACUGGAUGCUGCAAUUCAUACUCUUGGUGCGAACCCCACCGCCGCUCCCGCAGUAACAGAUGCACGCAUCAACUCUGAGGGCCGAGUAAUUGUUUCUUUGUCCAACGGCGAAGGAUAUUCCUAUUCCCCAUCCAUGUUCACAUGGCAGCGCAUCUCGGAAGCUUGGUGGGCUGUCGGCAGUCAGUACUGGAACACCACAGACGCACCCGUGAGCAACUUGCAGGCCAAGGAUGCACAGCAAGAUAACAAGGAUGCCAAGGCAGCUGUCGCAGCCGGCAUCAUUCCUUGGUUGGAGCGAAACACCACCAAUGAGACCCUCCUUCGCGGAAGAGCAUACUUCCUCCAGCGUCUUAUCAAGGUUUUAUUGUCACGCGAAGGGUAUGAGACUUUCGAGUCCAGCGUAUCCAUUGCUCAUCUCGAAAAUCGUCUCGCUGCUGCUCUGUCCCUGGGUGCCAAGGAAGAGUUCCGGUUAUACCUAUCCAUGUACGCCAAGCGCAUCGGUGCCGAGGGCCUGAAACUAAAGGUCGAGGAGCUCUUGAAAGGUCUCAUUGGCGGUCUUUUCGAGGACGAAGACGAUGCCAGCGAGGGAGUCUUGAAAUUGCAGGACAAUGAGCGCGAAGGCCGUAACUGGCGCGAAGGAUCUGAUGAUCUGUGUGGCUGGCCACGGGAAACAUUGUUGAAGGAGGUGAUUCUAGCACUUGGCAAACACCGUGACCUUCAACGUGUGACAGUGCCUUAUGCCAAGCUGCUGGAUAUGGUUGACACUGCAUCAGAGCAUGGCGAUGCAAUGGAUCUUUAAUGAUGGUUUCGCUCUUGCCACCUAUACCUUUUCUUCUCUUUUUGCUGGCGUUCAAUAAGUUCGGGCUGGGUCACCCAAAAGGGUUUGCAUUAUUUAUCUCUGCUGAGGCGGGAUUGGAGAUGAUAUAUCUCAUUUUCAAGGUCUAUUUGUAUCAUAGGUUCUCUUUUGGGGUCGUUCUUAUUUAAGCCAACCUGUUCCCAUCUUGUUAUGGUCUGAUCUUGUUCUAGGAUCAACUAGACAGACCCUACUUCCUGUAAUAGCCCUCGAUAAACAGUAUUACGUACAUGGCACCCACCGUGGAUGUAAUGACGUCGUCAGGGCUUGACUCUCAC
Penicillium samsonianum is the source of this 3932-nucleotide messenger RNA. It is a transcript of the gene hir1, whose product is annotated as putative histone transcription regulator Hir1. The record is from RefSeq and is a predicted model, not a curated record. NCBI's taxonomy places the organism in Eukaryota, Fungi, Ascomycota, Eurotiomycetes, Eurotiales, Aspergillaceae. Gene Ontology annotation, cellular component: nucleus; HIR complex. Gene Ontology annotation, biological process: DNA-templated transcription; chromatin remodeling; regulation of DNA-templated transcription. The coding region runs from base 340 to 3600 and encodes 1086 amino acids. The transcript is spliced from 4 exons. Gene Ontology annotation, molecular function: nucleosome binding; protein binding.